Molecule: messenger RNA, 495 nt
Organism: Acaulospora morrowiae
Lineage: Eukaryota; Fungi; Glomeromycota; Glomeromycetes; Diversisporales; Acaulosporaceae
Source: the annotation of a GenBank genome assembly
AUGUCAAAAAAGUUUGCCAAGAACUCUAUAAAACCAGGUCAAAAGUCGACACGCGGUCGCAAGGCACUCAUUACUCCCGACAAAACAGAUGUUACGGGAAAGCAACAUUUCAUGAUUGUUCGUCGAGUUAACAAUCAAAACUCCAUCAUAAAAAACAAGCAUAAUAAUGGCUCGUGUGGCAAUUGCGAUCUAAACGAUGAAUACUUUGACUUUCUGACCGAGAGAGUAAAUACCAUCGAAGGUCUCGUGAAUAAUCUUCGAAAAACACUUUCGAUUAAACGAAAACCUAGUAAUUUUGGGCACCUGGAUUUCAAAAGAAUGGACACCGACACAUUACUCAAAUAUUCCGAAAUAUUCAGCCUCUACCCACAACAAUCCCAACCCCUCACUCUUAACUUUAACAUACAAAAUGAUAAUUAUGCUAAUCAAGAUCACACGUUACGUUUAUGGAAUAACGAUAUGAAUAUGUCUACGGAAAGUAUUUUCUACAUUUAA